AGAAUGUUCAGAGUUCAUGUUUAUAUUUUACCUAUAAUAAGUGAUCAAUGAUUAUAAUAUAUAGUAAUUACUAAUUAUCAGAAAAAACAAUACAUUAAACUAAUACACAGAAAGCAAUAGUAUACACGUAUAUAGUAUUUGUAACAAGUCAAAUAUAAUAAUUAUUUAUAAAAAUAAAUAUUAUAAAUGUGAAACGAAUCGUGCUCAUUGCGCCAUUUUACGUUGACCUACAAAUAAAAAUUAUGAAUUAAGGAUAAUUUGUUUUGAGAAACAGUGGUCGCGUAGCUGUGUGAAACGCGACUUGUUCCUACUCCGCGGCAGACAACGUAUUUAUAUAUAUAUAUAUACCAAUAAUAAUAUUGUCUACUUACCCCACCUUAAAAUUGACAAUCAGAGUAGUAUGUCAAAGUUUUGUUUUUUUUUUUUAAUUUUGUUUCCGUGUUACGUGUUUACUUAAAGAAAAUAUAAAUCUACUCGUCGGUACCGACGUACUCGCAAUGGCUGGUCAUAGAAAGGAAAAACAGGAAAAAGUUUUCUCAAAGAAAAGCCGUCCAUCAAAAAAACCCAGAACUCGAAAUCCUUGUAACUGUUUGUCAUAUGUAAUUUCAUUUUUUCGAUUUAUUUAUGACUUAAUUGUGUCAUUUGUAUUUCACUAUAUUUAUAAAAAUACUCCAUCACAAAUAUUGCCCCCAGUAGAAGAUCUAUUGGUUCUUGAUAGUUGUACAACUAUUGUCAAUAAAAUUAAAAAUAAGGAAGUUACAUGUCGCCAUGUUGUUGAAUGCUUCAUCAAACGAAUUGAACAAGUCAACCCGAUAUUAAAUGCUGUAGUUGAUACACGUUUUGACAAAGCAUUAGCUGAAGCUGAUGAGUAUGAUAAACUUAUUGAACUAGCUGAUACAGAAGAAAAAAUAAAUUUAAUUUUUGAUGGCAAACCUUUAUUUGGUAUUCCAUUUACAUCUAAAGAAAGUACAGGAGCAAAAGGAAUGGCUUUUACUUUUGGUUUGGUAUCUAGAACUGGAAUGAAAAGCAAUGAGGAUGCAGAAGUUGUUAAAUCAUUAAAGACUGCUGGUGCAAUACUCUUAGGCGUUACAAAUGUUCCAGAAAUAAACCUGUGGUGUGAAACUAGAAAUAAAGUUUACGGACAAACAAAUAAUCCUUACAACACAAAUCAUUCAGCUGGUGGUUCUUCUGGUGGAGAAGCUAGUAUAGUUUCAGCUUGUGGUAGUCCUUUGGGUCUUGGAACAGAUAUUGGAGGAUCUGCACGUAUACCAGCAUUUAAUUGUGGUUUAUUUGGACAUAAGUUGACUACGGGUUUUAUAAAUACAAAAGGUAUGACAUUUAGAAAAGGCACGGAAAAACAAACUAUGGUUAGUGCAGGACCUAUUACUAAAUAUGCUGAAGAUUUAACCCCAGUAAUUAAAGCUUUCCUUGGACCUGAAAAAUCUUUGGAAUUAAAAAUUGGCCAAGAAGUUGAUUUGUCUAGUUUAAAGUACUACUAUGUUGAUAAACCCAAUGAUGCACGAGUCAGUCCAAUUAGUGAUGAGUUACAAAUAGUUUUAGAUAAUGUUAUAGAGUCUAUAACUUCUAUCACUGAACUUCCUCCACUCAAAGUACAAUUUUCAGGAACUCGUUAUAGCUAUAGUUUGUGGAGACACGCUAUGACAAAGGAAGAAUCAGAUUUUUGUGCAACAUUAGGAAACAAUCAAACUAGAGUUUCUGUAUGGACAGAAGUUCCAAAAACAAUUGUAGGAAUUUCAAAUCAUUCCUUAGCUGCAGUAUUGAAAUUAAUAGAUUUGCAACUACCAAAAGUAAAUGCAGUUUGGGCUGAUGCUGAGAUUGAAAAACUUUCAAAUGAAGUAUCGACAUUGUUGGGUGAUGAUAGCGUGUUAUUUUUCCCUUCGUCUCCAACUACAGCAAAACAUCAUUAUGAACCAUUCUUGCAUCCAUACAAUUUUGCUUAUUGGGCUAUCUUCAACGUAUUAAAGCUACCAGUCACCCAAGUACCACUUGGUUUAGGUCUAAAUGGUUUACCAUUGGGAAUACAGGUGGUUGCUGGAAUGAAUCAAGAUCGGUUGUGUGUAGCUGUUGCAAAACAUUUGGAAUUAAAAUUCGGUGGAUGGAAACCUCCUUUUACAACAAAUACCGUAAUAAAUUAAAAUACUGUAGUAUACUAGUAAUAUAGUAUAUGCUGGGGAAUUUUUUAUUACAUUGUUUUUAUUUUUUGGUUAAAGGAAAUAUUUUUGAUAUAAUGUUAUACUUAUAAAUGCUAAUUUAGGUUACUAAUUGUGAUAUUUAUGUGGAAUAAUAGGUUUUGUUGUGAUUAUUUUAUUUAAGUUAAUUGUUUUAAUAUUAUAUUUAUUUUAUACCGUAUACAUUGAAUACAUUCCAAACAAUAAAUGUUGGACUUUUUCUUAUAAUAAUAUUAAUAAUUUUAACUGUAUAGUAAAACCUCUAUUUACAGACACCAUUCAUAAAUCAAGAAAUUCACAUGGAGUUUUUAAUUUUUUUACAGCAGAAAAUAUUUAUAUUUUAAUCUCUUAUUAGUGUUUGUCAUUAUGUACAAACAUAUCCAUAAAUUAUUUUUAUUUAUUUGUAGAGGUUUCACUGUUAAUAUCUAUAUGUGUGUCUGAAUAUAUUUUUGAAUAAGGGCCAAGGCUAUUACUACAAUACUGAAUACAUCACUAUAUUAUUUAACAUAAUCAUUAACCAUAGAAUGUUAUCUUAAUCUGAAUGUUUUUCAAGUUUUUUGCUCAUUUAAAACCUAUAAUACCAUAUGUAUUGGCAUUGGAUAUACUUGUAUAAAUUUAAUACAUUCAAUUACUUUUUACAAGGUAUUUUAAGACUGUUAACAAACUUAGUAUUUAUAAUGCAAUAAUAUAAUAUAUUAUUAUUUAGUAUUAAAAGCAAUAUUAUGUUGUUUAAAUUUAAA
Molecule: messenger RNA, 2929 nt
Organism: Rhopalosiphum padi (bird cherry-oat aphid)
Lineage: Eukaryota; Metazoa; Arthropoda; Insecta; Hemiptera; Aphididae
Product: fatty-acid amide hydrolase 2-A
Exons: 9
Coding region: 498-2156 (552 amino acids)
Source: RefSeq, a predicted model, not a curated record